GGUAAACUUUAAACAGCCAGCCUUCCAGAGAAAUCUGAUACACACUCAUUCACUGAGGAAGAGGCUGUUGUAGAAGAAAGGAUAUACAGGACAAAGUUCCCUCCCCAGUGCAUUACAAAGACACCCACUGUUCCUCAUUUCAGGCUGGUGUUCAUCACAUUAGCAAACAUUUCACCAUUUAAGAGGAUGCUGUCGGAAGGUUACCUAUACAGAAUCACCUAUCUUUGUGAAGACCUGAACCCUGAUCUCUACAGCAAGAGUUCAGCUGAGGAAGUGGUGUAUGAAAUGAGGUCCAUGAAUUAUUCUUCCACGGAUGAAGCCCAAGGAAAAAGCCUCCUUCAGAGAUGCAGAUCUGCUGGCAAGUGCAUUUCCUCAGUCUGCUCUAGAGGUAGCAAGCACAGCAGAAGGCAGAAGGAUAAUCUCCUACAGCCUACACAGCAGCCCGUGUCCACAGGGCCGCCGUCUCCAGCUGUACAUGUCUGUGAGAGGCUGGCAAAGAAAGACACCUACCUGGUUCCAUCUUCCUGCAAAAGCAUCUGCAAGAACUACAAUGAUUUGCAUAUAGCCGGGGACUACGUGGUGCCAAUUAGCUCAGUCACGACGGAUUUUGCCUGUGACAGCGGCAUAGGCCCCUUCUUGGAGUCCUCAGAGAUUCCUCCCCCCAUGGAGUCCAUGAAGGUCCCCCCCUCCAGUGACACCAUCCGCAAGCCGGUCCAAGGCUACUCCUCGUGCUGGCGGCUGGCAAGCUUAGUGCCCCACCAGCAACCCCUCUCUGACUCAGCCCUGAAUGACUACCUCGAGCAGAAGCUUCUGGAACUGUAUAAGCAGUACAUCAUGGACAGCACAGCAAACAGGGCAUCCCCCACUCAGAUCCUGGCCUCCGAGCUUAUCAUGACUAACGUAGAUCAAAUCAGCACGCAGAUAUCACGGGAGAGGAAUAUGGAGACCACCAAGGCCAAAGACAUUGUCAUUAGCCGCUUCUUACAAAUAGCCAGUGAAAAAAUAUCUUCAGAAAUGAGCACACCUAGUCUGCAUAUUUCCCCAUAUAGCCACACUAAUGUAUAGUAUUUGAAUGUCUGCCAUUAGAAAGCUUUUAUGUUCUGCAAAGUCAAUUUUUAGUUUCUUAAAACAUUUUUCUGCUUUAUAAAAAUGCACUUGCCAUCUACCACUUAAAUUAAAUGUUCUGGUACACAUUAAAUAAGUAAAAAUACCUGUACUCUACAGCCCCUAUUGUGGACCAGAAGAUUUACUGUGUUGUUUUGCUUUUUUAAAUAAGUUUUUCCCUAAAGGCUUAUUUCAGUGAGCCUCAGGUAUUAAAAGUUUUGUAGAAAAAGGGCUAAGAGCAUGCGAAAUUUUCCAGGUGCUCAGGUGUUCUUCUACUCCACGUUCUUGACAUAUCAUUUCAACUUUCCUCUGUCUGGAGUCUGCCAUCCUGCCUCUAGGUCUGUGUGAAGUGAAGGCUUACGCCCAUGCAAGCACAAUCACAGUCAUGUCAGAGCCACAGACAUACAGACUUUAGGAUGCCAUCUAGUUCAUUGCCCCACCCUAAGAGGCUUUCCUUAUGACAUCCCUCACAGAAUUUUUUAUAAUUUGUUUUAAAGAUACCAAGUGAUAGACAUUUCCAGUUUCUUCUAUACUAACCUUAAUUAUUUCACUGCUGUCUUCCAGUUCAAAGGUUGCCAUCCCUUUUUUGUGAAAAAAAAACUGUUUCCAAACAGGCUUCAUCAGUAGGAGCGCGCGUGUAUACCGGUGUGCUUUGCACUGAACUGAACUCUUCCAAUGGACACUGGUGACCUGUGAUGACAGACAGACACCACCUGUGCCAACGAUUUAGAGACUUGCAACUGUGGAGCAGUCGUGUAGCAAAAUAAUAAAGGGAAUAACGGGGAAAGCUGAAGCGGACCGCUCAGCAGCAUGGCUAGCCACUUCUUUUGUUAGGAUCCUUGCUGUGUAUCAUAGGUCAAGGUCGUUUGAACCUGAUCUAUUUAUAAAAGAAGGUCCUUUUUUUGUAAAAUUUCACUAGGUCUUAACAAGAAAAAAAAAAGAGCUCCUUGUGCCAAGGGCAGUUGCCUACUUUGAGUCUGCAUAAUGUUUAACAUGUUGUCAAGCCAAUCCAUCAC
Messenger RNA from Calidris pugnax (ruff), 2120 nucleotides. RefSeq names its product chromosome unknown open reading frame, human CXorf21 (gene TASL). NCBI's taxonomy places the organism in Eukaryota, Metazoa, Chordata, Aves, Charadriiformes, Scolopacidae. Gene Ontology annotation, biological process: regulation of toll-like receptor signaling pathway. The record is from RefSeq and is a predicted model, not a curated record. The transcript has 3 exons. Bases 187 to 1065 code for a protein of 292 amino acids.